ACACAAACACCGCAGCAACGUCGAGCAAACGACCGAUUCGCUAAGACCGAGGCUGCGAAGCGAGGAAAGGCGCCAACCACGGUCAGACCGAAAAAGAACCCCAAAUCCUCUCUUUCAGCAAGCUGGGUUGUGCUCCUCGCUUUCGUUGUCUGUGGCGGACUUCUCCUAGAACUCCUACGCAUUGUUCCUGGGCUCUGGUCCACUGUGGCUUCAUGGUUCACACGGUUCGCAGAAUAA
Penicillium paradoxum is the source of this 237-nucleotide messenger RNA. RefSeq names its product RAMP4 family protein. The record is from RefSeq and is a predicted model, not a curated record. Gene Ontology annotation, cellular component: endoplasmic reticulum. Lineage: Eukaryota; Fungi; Ascomycota; Eurotiomycetes; Eurotiales; Aspergillaceae. The annotation marks the transcript as partial. The transcript is spliced from 2 exons.